Messenger RNA from Acipenser ruthenus (sterlet), 5784 nucleotides. Its product is annotated as zinc finger protein 383-like. The transcript is spliced from 3 exons. The coding region runs from base 213 to 1610 and encodes 465 amino acids. Gene Ontology annotation, molecular function: DNA-binding transcription factor activity, RNA polymerase II-specific; RNA polymerase II cis-regulatory region sequence-specific DNA binding. The record is from RefSeq and is a predicted model, not a curated record. Gene Ontology annotation, cellular component: nucleus. NCBI's taxonomy places the organism in Eukaryota, Metazoa, Chordata, Actinopteri, Acipenseriformes, Acipenseridae. Gene Ontology annotation, biological process: regulation of transcription by RNA polymerase II; central nervous system development.
UAAAGUUAGCUUUGUUUAUAGAGAGCUGACUGUAAUCUGUAGUGAUAUUACGGCAUGGCUUCUCCUGCUGUAUAAAUUGUUUAGCUUGGGAUUAAAUGUUUUUUUUUUUUAAUAAUAAUUUAUGAUUUUUGUUUGUUUGUUUGAGUUCCGGGACAAAGUCAAUUUGCUGUUUUAUUUAAGAGCUCAGACAAAAUAAUACUAAAUACAAUUUGAUGUCAGUAUAUGUGAAUGAAAAGAGGAUUCCGCUAUCCAGUUUCAAACUAAAACCAGUGAAGAUGGACGUCAGUAUCUCCGUGUCGUUCUUUCAAGACGAGCUCGCCUCUACCAUCGAGCACGCAGUGAAAGCGGCUGUAGACACCGUCUUGUGCGAAAUUACUAAAGUUGUCGGCGGCAAAUUCAGUGAAUUCCAAAUGGAAAUGUCUGGAAAGGAGAAAGAGAAUGAAAUUCUGAAGCUGAGAUUGGAAAUAUCAGAGAGCGAGUUGAAAGCUGUGCGAGAAUGCAUGAACGCUGCAGGAGCGGAUAUUAAACAACCUCUAAUAUUUCAAGAGUGCCAUGAUAUCCCUGAAUCUGAAGCACAGGAGGGGCCACAGAUAGGAGCAGAUUACACACAAGAGGAGUCCUUUGACCAGGAGUGGUGUGCAAGUCUAAUGCAGGUUACAGAGCUGACAUGUGUUAAAGAUGAAGAGGUCCCUCAACAGGAACGUGUUUCUAUUAAAGAGGAAUUCAUAGAACAGGAAUGUGUCCCCAUCGCAGAGGAAGUUCCUACUGAAAAUAAUAUUUAUACAUUUGAGAAGAACAACAAGCUGGGAUCCAACCUGUGUGAUGAUCGUCCAUCUGAAUGUGAACUGGGAUUUAGAGCUUCUAUAGUAGAUGAAGGAGAACACGACUCCACUCCAUCACCACACUGCAAAAACUCUUCUAAUGGCAAACCACAGCACAAGAAACACAGAGAGAUGACAAACGAAGAAGAAAAUGUGAAGAAAUUGAAAACUCACUCAGUUAAAAUUCCUUCUUUACAAGACAGACACCCACUUACUGUGGAGAGUACAGAGACUCCACAUUCUGUCUGGUUUAACAGUUCUGAAACCCAGGGCAACUUGAAGACCUUGCCUUAUUCUGUUACAGGUGUGAAGAGUUUCUGUCAAUUAGGCUCUCUAAAAACUCACAAGGGAAAUCACACAGGAGGGACUCCAUUGCCCUGUGCUGAUUGUGGGAAGAGUUUCAAACAUUUAUCAAAGCUUGAAAUCCACCAGCGUGUUCACACAGGGGAGAAACCUUAUCACUGCACUCAAUGUGGGAAGAGAUUCAGUCAGUUAAAUGACCUUAAAAGACACCAGCGUGUUCACACAGGAGAGAAACCUUAUCACUGCACUCAAUGUGGGAAGAGAUUCAGUCAGUUAGGAAACCUUAACAUCCACCAGCGCUGUCAUGACGGAGAGAAACCUUUUCAUUGUGCUGAAUGUGAGAAAAGAUUCAGACACUUAGGAUACCUUAAAAUCCACCAGCGCAUUCACACAGGAGUGAAACCUUAUCAAUGCACGGAGUGUGGGAAGAGUUUCACGCAGUCUGGAAAUCUGAAGUCACACCAGUGCAUUCACACAAGUGUGUAACCCUAUCCCUGCACUUCAUGUGGGAAGAAGUUCAGUCACUUGGAGUUUCUUGAAGGGCACAAAAUCAUUCUUAGCAUUCAGACACUUGGACACCUAAACAGGAGCAAGCAUGACUAAAACACAGAAACAUUUACUGAACAGUAAAGAAUAAACAUGCAUGAUAAAUCAUCACUCCUGGUCACAAUUACUCAAACUUACACUGAUGGAUGGAAAUGUGGAUGGAAAUGAUGAAAUACUGCAUCUUGUUUGGACCAUUCAUCAUCUUGUUGACCAUUCUGAUUUUGUUGCAUCACAUUAGUAAUCUAUUCAAUUGAUUUGUAAUUAUGUCUGCAAGUUUCCACUUUUCUCCCUUGCAUUGCUGAGUCUCCUAGUUUGAACAUUAAGAUUAUUAUACAGUUGUAGUCAAACGUUUACAUACCCCAAUGGAAAUGUAGAAUUUCUAGAAACAAAGAAUUUUAAGAAAUCUUUUGUAGCAAAAGUUUUGCUUUUGUGGAUGAGGAUAGCAAUGCAAAAAAUAGAUGUCUACAAUUAUUUAUUUCAGUAAUUGUUUUGCAAAACUUCAAAAAUGUUAAUUCAGAAGUGUUCCUACCCUUGGAUCCUAUGUUAGUAUUGUCUACAAGGUGCUAGAGAUUUCAAUGUAAUAAUGCUGACCCUAAUUCUAAAAAAGUCUAGAAAAUGCUGGAUUGUAGAACAUUCUUAGAGAGUAUAAAAUGGUUAGGCAUAGAAUGAUUGCUGUCAUUACCAAUAAGUAAAUAUGGGAAAAAGUAAAGAGCUAUCUGAAGACCUUAGGCAGAAAAUUAUUUAUUGUCAUAAAGCUGGAGAAGGAUACAAGAAGAUUUCCAAGCAUUUCAGUAUCCCAAUUUCAACUAUUGUUUCUAUUAUCAAGACAUACAAGACUCAUGGUACUGUCGCAACGCUCCCUCGGUCUGGAAGAAAGUUCUUUCACCAAGAACAAGCAGAAGAAUUGUGAGAAACGCUAAUAAGAAUCCGAGAUUGACUGUCAAAGAUAUUCAAAGUGAAUUGGCUGCAAGUGGGACUGGGGUUUCCAUUUCAACCAUAGGUCGAGUAUUGCAUGGUGAAGAUCUCAAUGGUCACAGGCCAAGGAAGAAGCCACUCUUAGGAAAACAUCACAAAGACAAUCGCUUAAAGUUUGCAAAACGGCAUUUGAAUGAUGGCUACGAGUUCUGGUCAAAGGUUUUGUGGAGUGAUGAAACACAGGUCACGCUGAUAGUAGUUAAAUUUGGAAAAUGGAUAAAGUCUGGUGAGGCGUACAAAGAAAAGAACACCAUACCUACUGUCAAGCAUGGAGGUGGUAAUAUCCUUCUGUGGGGCUGUUUUUCCUCUAAUGGCACAGGAAAUUUAGUUCCAAUACAUGAUAAAAUGGAUUCCAUAGCAUACCAAAAGAUAUUGGCCAAUCAUCUGAAACCCUCCGCUACAAAACUUGGUUUAAAAGGCAACUGGACAUUCCAGCACAACAACGAUCCAAAGCACACAUCAAAAUCUACUUUAGAACAGUUAAAUAAGAAUAAAAUCAAGGUUCUGGAAUGGCCUAGUCAAAGUCCCGAUCUAAAUCUGAUUGAGAAUCUUUGGUACGAGUUGAUGAAGGCUGUGCACAAGAGAAGUCCUUGGAAUUUGAAUGAACUGGAACAAGUUUGUGUUUAAGAAUGGCCACAAAUCACUAAAGAAUCAUGCCAAAAGCUAAUUAACAAAUAUCCUAAUCAUUAAAAGAGGUUAUUAUUGCUAAAGGUGCCUCAACUAGCUAUUAAUUUCAAUUUCCUUGUCAGGGUAUGAAUACUUUUUAAUUAGCAUUUUUGGAGUUUUGCCAAAAAAAUUGAUGAAAUAAAUAAUUGUAGACAGCUAUUCUUGUAACUUUUUUUGCUCAUCCACAAAAGCAAAACUUUUGCUACAAAAGAUUUUUCCUAUAACUUUUUCAAGCAAUUUCUAUAAAUGAUAAUACAUUCAUUGAGGUAUGUAACUCCCCACCAGUGUUCAGGUCUGCAGUUCUUUCAAGGCAAUACUAUACUGGACUUCAUACCUCUAACGUAGUUGUUGUGUUAAAAAAAUGCUUAAAUAUAAUUCUAAAAGGUAAAGCUUUUUGGUCUUAAUUUAUUUAAAUGAUGACAAAGUUAUUUCUGUGAAUUUGUAUGAUACUUGUUUGAAAAUCUGUAUUAUAGUGGUGUUUCAGUACCUUCACAUAUAGGGGAAUUGUAACUUCUAUUUUAAAAUACUACGUUUAUGAAAAAAUAAGUGUGUAUUUUUUAAAACUUGGUUUAUAUGUUGUGUAACAUCAGUACAAGUACAUUUAUAUACAGCAAUCGGUAUUGUUUAUCAAAUGCACAUUGUAAUUGAUUGAAAUAAUAUAGUAAGCAGAAAAGAGGUAGAGAAGAAUGUGUAAAAGAAAAAAAAAGCAGAACUGAAAAUAGUCACAUUUGGUGGACAAAAAGAACAGCGAGUGGGAGUAAACUGAGAUAGCAGGCUUUGAGCAGUGAGGGGGAGAUGAUUGAAAGAAUAUUCCCGUGCAUCCCCGGAGUGUGGAUUUUAAAUUUUUUCUAGUUUUAGAAAUUUCAUGGUAUCCUCACCUAGUGGAUAUGACAGGAGGGGCAGCUUGCUUCCAGCAAAGCAGAUUUAGGUAUCUGGCCAACAAGGUUGCAAAGGCCAAGGAGUCAUAUUGCCUUCAUUAACUUACAGAUGAAGUAAUUUCUAAAUCAUUAAAUCCACUCCCAAUCCAGAGACACUUGACUAGUUUCCUAUCAAAAAGUUUCCUUAAUUCAUGUAUUCAGGAACUAAAUGAGAACGACACACAGCAGGGUAAGUGUGAUUGAGAUUGAUGCUGACACACCCUGCAGGAUCUAUUUAUUUACAGUCAGGCCCACGUGACGUUUCCAGUAGUGGCAACAUAUAUUAAAAUGUACAAAAAGCUAAAUAAAAUGCUACAAAAACUAUAAACAAAAGUUGCCGUGAACAUGGCUAGCACUACUCCGCUAAUCAAUGAGGAAUCUAAAAUCUCUGAACUAAUCCUCAUUGAUGAAUAAUUAAACAAACCCUGACCCCAGUUAAACACAGCGGUCGGCAGUUUCAAUUUCUUCUAUAACUAAACUCUGAUGCUGUUUAAGACACAGGGUGAUCAGAGGAUUUCAGCUUGCAGAGUUCUUGGUCUGGAUAGCGUGGAUGAUCUUCAGUCCGUUGACGUAUGGCCUUGCAGCAGCCCUGAGGUGUGUACUCAGGGUCUUUUUAUACCCGACACCCGCUAAAACAAACCCACCUGUUGAUUAUAUCCCACAGCAGGCAAUCACACACAGCAGGCAGGAUCUUGCAGUAGCGUCAGGUUAUUUUAUUAACUAUUUACAAACAUAUACACUAUUUACAGCACACAAAAAAACACAUACCUUCCCCCUUGUGCAAAGCACACAUGACCACCUUCCCCCUUGAAUGACCCUACUGCAUGGGUAGCGGUGACACUGCAGCGUCUGGUCUACCAGGGAGAGCGGAACAGGAGUGGGUGAACGACUGCCUGGGGUGCCGUGACCUGGGAUUCAGGCCCAGUGAUGAGAGGUUCAGACAUUAAGGUCGGAUGUCUGGAGCACAGGCCAAAGCAGCUGACCCAUAGGCCCCGGAUUGGUUCUCAGGCGGCAGCACCUCCUCUAGCCCUUGGGGACGGCAGCUCCUCCUCUAGCCCUUGGGGACGGCAGCUCCUCCUCUAGCCCUUGGGGACGGCAGCUCCUCCUCUGGCUGUCGGGAUGGCAGCUUCUCCUUUUCUGGGACGGUACCUCCUCCUCUGGCUCUCCGGAGGGCAGCUACUACUCUGGUCUAUAGGUUCCUCCUGUUCAAAACAGCUUGAAGACCGUGGUGAAACAAUAACAUGCUUUACUCUGCCUAUUGAACGCAUCCACGUCCCAAUUGAGAAGGUAUAAAAGCAGGUCUAAAAUGUUUGUAUUCUGUCUGUCUGCCUCUGGGUGAGAGGCCUGUGAGAAGUUUUCAGAGCUGGAAAAGAGUAAAAAAGGUAUUUAAUACUUGUACUGUGUAGUAUUGUGUAAAUCAGUAAAUGGCUGAGCAUGGCGAUGCUUAAUUCAGACUUGUCAAAGCUUAGUGCUCCUCCAUGUAGUUUUGUUUGUUUUCUUAAAGGGCCAGUGUGGCCUACCUCUGUUUUAUUGUAAUAAAGUGAGCAAGCGCUUAA